This is a messenger RNA of Sorex fumeus (smoky shrew), 2362 nucleotides long. RefSeq names its product family with sequence similarity 234 member A (gene FAM234A). NCBI's taxonomy places the organism in Eukaryota, Metazoa, Chordata, Mammalia, Eulipotyphla, Soricidae. Bases 73 to 1737 code for a protein of 554 amino acids. The transcript has 12 exons. The record is from RefSeq and is a predicted model, not a curated record. Gene Ontology annotation, molecular function: protein binding.
AGUGACAUCAGGCGCGGGCGGCGGCGCGGCGCGGGCGGCGGCAGGGACCCGUGGCCUUGGGAAUGUGCACAGAUGAUGGAGAACAAGGACUUGGAAGCUGAGAUCCGCCCCUUGAAAAAAGAAGACAGGAAGUUGCAGGGGACUCUGGGAACCCCGGCGGGCAAGGAGGACCCCCUGAAGGGCACCCCACAGCUGUCCCACCUGUCCCGCUGCCGCACGGUGGUCUUCUUCCUCUCUCUCUUCAUCUGCCUCUUCACAGUCUUCGUGGUCUCCUUCAUCGUCCCCUGCCCAGAGCGGUCUGCGUCCCAGGGGACGUGGAGGAUCAACUUCAGCCAAGCAGUUACCUACGACUUCCUGGGCAUACAGGACGUGAACAGGGACAGAAUCCAAGACAUCCUCAUUCUUUAUAAGAGCACAAACAGCAGCAACGCGUCCAGCGGAUUCUGCUUGGAGGAAGGCUUCGCCUCGCCCUGCACUUUUGUGGCCGCCCUGUCAGGAGCCAAUGGCAGCAUACUCUGGGAGAGGCCAGCAGCCCAGGACAAGGCCCUCGUGGACUGCGCCGACCCCCCUCCAGAACCCCAUGCGGCGGCCCCUGCCUGCUUUCUCCUGGGAAGAUCCAGCUCCCUGAUGGCCGUGGACUCCGCCACAGGGGGGACCCUGUGGAGCCACCCUAGCCUCCCAGGCAGAGCCAGGAACGCCUCCAUCCUGAGCGCGCUGCUGCGGGUCCCCGACAUUGAUGCCGACGGCUCCCCGGACUUGCUGGUUCUCACCCAGGAGGGAACGGAGGUCAAAGGCUACAUGUACUCGGGCAGCACCGGACAGCAGAUUGGCCAGCCAGGCAGCCUCAGUGUGGAUAGGAUGAGUGGUGGCCCCCUACACGUCACCAGGGCCGAUGCCCACUAUGUCCUCUUCCCCUGCGGAGGGUCCCUGUGCGGCUCCUCCAUGAAGGCCCUGUCCGAGGAGGUGAUUGGAAGGGAGAGCCCGCUGAGGAGGGACCCCGAGUGGGAGGCCAUCCUCAAUGCCAGCGCACACAGCCUGCAGCUACGCAGCGCCGGGGCCAUCCGCUACCUGGUGAAGGUCCCCGAAACAGCGGGCCAGGACCUGCUACUCGUGGGCUCAGAGGCGUGCGUGCUGCUGGACGGACAGAAGCUGGCACCCAGGUGGAUCUUCCACGCCAGCCAGGUCCUGAGGAAACCUGUCUUUGGCCACUACAAGCCAGAUGCCUGGGCUGUGGUCAUCGAGAAUGGCACCAGCACUGACAGACAGAUCCUGCUUCUGGACCUCAGUUCCGGAGCUGUUCUGUGGAGCCAUCUGCUCCCCCGCUCGCCGGGAGACCUGCACUCGGCCAGCCUGCUGACUGCAGACCACCGCUCCGCCUUCUUCUUCUGGGGCCUCCACCGGCCUGUUGGCACCAAUGAGACGGAACCCGUGGAGGCCCAGCAUGGCCUGUACAUGUUCCACCCCAUGCUGCCCAACGUCCUGCUGCAGCUGACCAACGUCUCAGCUCCCAUCAUCGCCUUCCGUGCCGUCCUCCUGGAGCCCGGCCGUCACGCUGCCUGUGUGGUCCUGACCGGCCCCACCAGCCCGGAAGCCUCGGGCCUGGUCUCCGUGACCAAGUACGGGGUCCGGGCCCUCGUCUCCGCCAGCCGGGUGGUCCGCCUGGCCCAGGGUGAGCAGGACAGCGAGGAGGCCAUCAAGGAUCGGUUUUCCCGUCUGCGCUACUGGCGCGAGAGCUAGACGCCAACACGGCCGCGGAUGUGUGAGCUGCAGAAUUAAACUCGGGGAGGCCGCCCCAGUCCCCUCUCUGCACUGACUCUUGCCUGACCUGGUGCCGUGGCCUGCGGGACCCUCCCUGAGGGUCUCUCCCUCUCCUCUCCUGCUGCCUUCUGGCUCCGCACCAGGCUCUGUGCUGGACUCGGCUGCUCCGGCUCCCCCCACCCCCUCAGCCUCCGCGCACCUGCCUCGCACCCGGGAGCCUUCUUCCCCCUCCUGCUCCUUCCUCCUCUUCCUCUUUCUCCUGCCACUGCUCCCUUCCUUACGCCUCUUCCCUCUCUUCCUCCUCUCCCCCCCCCCCCAUGCUAACCCACAGCUCUCCAAUGGCUCAGGGGCAGCUGGCUGGGACCGGAGGUGUUGCCAUGGGUGUGCCUGCAGUGCCCCUGGACCCAGUCUGGGAGCGGGGGCUUGGGAGAGCCUCUCCCUAGCAGGAUGGGGUGUGGUGAGCUGCUUGGUACCCAAAGAAUUGACCACAGAGGACCUCAGGUCCUGAGCUCAGAGCUCCUGAUCUGUGCCCCUGCACAACUCGCCGCUGUGCCUUGUUGCGCCCAAGGCCACCCUGUGCCCUGUCCCCUGGGGCAGACGGGAC